Messenger RNA from Aspergillus clavatus NRRL 1, 2163 nucleotides. RefSeq names its product WD repeat NOL10/ENP2 family protein. The transcript is spliced from 2 exons. Gene Ontology annotation, cellular component: nucleus; 90S preribosome; small-subunit processome. Gene Ontology annotation, molecular function: protein binding. Bases 1 to 2163 code for a protein of 720 amino acids. Gene Ontology annotation, biological process: maturation of SSU-rRNA from tricistronic rRNA transcript (SSU-rRNA, 5.8S rRNA, LSU-rRNA). Lineage: Eukaryota; Fungi; Ascomycota; Eurotiomycetes; Eurotiales; Aspergillaceae. The record is from RefSeq and is a predicted model, not a curated record.
AUGAAGCUCUCUAAUCAAUCCGAGGUUCCAGUGUAUACCAUUUCGGGGUCAAAUACUGCUCGACCCCUUCCAGAGUGGCUUGCGAGACGGCGAAAGCGCAGUUUGAAAAAUGAUCCGGAGUACGCAAAUCGCAUAGAAUUGCUUCAGGAUUUCGAAUUCGAAGAAGCUAGUCACUGUAUACGCGUUAGUGAGGAUGGCGAUUGGGUCAUGAGCACAGGAACAUACAAGCCUCAGAUACAUACUCACUAUCUUCCGCAACUAUCUCUUUCUUGGGCGCGGCAUACAGAUGCACUUAACACAACUUUUCUGCUCCUGUCGUCCGACUACUCUAAAUCCCUCCAUUUACAGUCCGAUCGUUCUCUCGAGUUCCACACGCCCUCGGGCUGCCAUUACAGGACAAGGCUCCCUAGAUAUGGUCGCGAUCUGGUCUACGACAGGCUGUCUACCGAAGCUUUGGUGCCUGCGGUUGGUGUGAACCAAGAUGGUAUGGGAGAAGUCUUCAGGCUCAAUCUGGAGUUGGGUCGGUACAUGCGAAGCUUCGAGGUAGAUGUUGGCGGCGAUGACUUCACAUCCGCUGGUGGUGGUGCACUUCAGGGUGGUAUUAAUACUGGAGCUGUGAAUACAGGCGCCAUCGCCGAGGAAAGUCAUAACCUUCUUGCGUUUGGUACUACUCUCGGAACGGUGGAACUCUGGGAUCCAAGAGCUAAAGGCAGGGCCGGAAUCUUGUUGCCCCCAACACAAUCUGGCCCCGAUGACGCGAGGGCUGGAAUUACGGCACUAGAGUUCCAUCGUUCGGGAUUGACAUUUGCGACCGGCUCAUCGAACGGUCUCAUUCACCUAUACGAUCUUCGGUCGCCCGUGCCUUUGCUCAAGAAAGAUCAAGGAUAUGGAUUCCCAGUGCACACACUAAAGUUCCUUCUACCCUCAACGUCCACGCGCGAACAAACGAUGGAACCUAAGAUACUCUCUUCCGAUAAGAAGAUUAUCAAGAUUUGGGAUCCACGGGAUGGCAAGCCUUGGACAUCGGUCGAGCCUGCCGUCGAUAUUAACUCAGUUGCUUGGUGCAAGGACAGUGGCAUGCUUUUGACCGCCAAUGAAGGCCGUCAGCAACACUCCUUCUUCAUCCCUCAACUUGGGCCUGCUCCGAAGUGGUGCUCAUUCUUGGAUAACUUGGUCGAGGAGAUGGCAGAAGAUCCCAAUGAUCCUAAUGCUUUCAGCACCGGCCAGGCGGGCACAGUCUACGAUAACUACAAGUUCUUGACCGUUCCUCAACUGAAGACCUUGAACCUGGAUCACUUGAUCGGCCGAACCAAUCUCUUGCGGCCUUAUAUGCACGGUUACUUCGUUGCUCAGCGGCUGUAUGAGGAGGCUCGCUUGAUAACGAACCCAUACAUUUGGGAGGAAGAGCGCGCUAAGCGAGUCAAGGAGAAGAUCGACAAGGAGAGAGAGAGUAGAAUUAGAGGCAAGAAGAAGGCUGCCGUCAAGGUUAACAAGAGACUGGCCGAGAAGCUCAUGGCCAUCGAGGAGAAGAACGAGCGUCGCCGCGCCCAGCGCGUCCUCAAGCAAGGUGGAGACGAGGAUAUGGUAGAUGCUCCCGCAACAUCGGAGAAGCCAGCCGAUGGUCUACUGGGCGACAACCGUUUCGCCAAGAUGUUCGAGGAUGAAGAAUUCGCCGUCGACGAGACCUCGCGAGAAUUCCAGCUUAUCAACCCCAGCACCGCACCCGAGACCACCGAACGCAAGGAACGUGGCCUCACCGCCGUCGAACAGGAGGCGAUCGACGACGUCCCCGGUUCUAGCUCGGACGAGACCUCCGAUUCCGAAAGCGAACAGGAGAGACCUAUGCGGGCAAAGCCCUUGUCCUCAGGGAAGAUCUCCACAUCCUCCUACAAGCGCACCAACAGACCCCCGCCUCAGAUGCGCGUCUCCUCCUCAACAACAAGCCAUUCCACUCGCGACCGUUCCUUCGCUUCCAGAGCCCAGAAUAUGCGCACAAAGGCCAAACCCUCACGCCGCGACGGCGCCGUCGGCGAACGCGAAGUCACCUUUACACCCCACGUCAAGUCCAAACAGAACAGAGCACCUGCCCAACCCACAGUCAGCAGCGAUUACAAGAGCAAGGAGCGCCGAAGCGCGUCGGGCAACACUUUCCGACGCAUGUAA